GGUGCACCAUGGCGCCCUCCGCAGGAUAUUCCUUCCAUCCCCAGGCUUAUGCCAAGGCGGUGCUGCAUGUCUGCAAACACUCAUCCAGCUCUGUGCUUGGUCUUUUCUUGGGCCAUGCAGAUGGCAAAGUGAUUAAGGUAGUGGAAACCAUUCCACUCUUUCACACUCAUGCAUUGGGCCCAAUGCUGAAAAUUGCCUGCAUGCUGGCAGAAGAGCACUGCAAGUCCGCCGAUGCCUCCUUGGAGAUUGUGGGCAUCUAUCAUGCAACUCCCUCCGGGAGCACAGAGAUGACCCCGGUGAAGGCAAUUGCAGACAAGAUUGCUGCGAAUUUCGCCUCCGCCUCCGUGUGGAGCCUUGAUGCCAGCAAGCUGCCAGACAAGCACUUUGCGUUCAAGGGCAUGGGCCGAGUAAAGGACGAAUGGAAGGCAGUUGGUAGUGAUUUGGUCAGCCUCAACAGCGAGGUACUUAGCGAGACCUCCAGACUCAUCGGCGAGAUGAGGUUUCUUGACGUGGUGGAUUUUGAUGACCACCUCGCAGAUGGAAACAAGAGCUGGCUAAACGAGACGCUCUUUGCAGGAGACAAGCUUGAGAAGAUACGUGCCGACUGAGCCAAAGUUGCCCACGUCCAGCCACUAGCCGCGGGGACACAUGGCUAUGAUAUAAGAUGUU
This is a messenger RNA of Cladocopium goreaui, 669 nucleotides long. The record is from the annotation of a GenBank genome assembly. Lineage: Eukaryota; Dinophyceae; Suessiales; Symbiodiniaceae.